CAUUCUCCUCUUUGUUUUGCUCGUUGAUGGAGGGAGAAAAAAUGCAAGAUGGCUGGUCUACGGCCGUUAGGAUGAUGGGCAUUAAGUCGUGGGACACUUGACGUGGCGGUCGAAGAUCCGUUGGACUUAUCUGAAGCGGGUGGUUGUCGAAGAUCCAAGACUCCAUGAAGGACCCGUGUCGUAUAUGUGGCGUUCGUCUGGUGGGAAGCCAGUGCCGCUGGAUAUUUAGCUCAUCAGGGAAGAGGAAGCUGCAGGUCAUCCUGUCCCACGUGCUGGGCCGGGAGGUGAUCCGCGACGGUCGCGGAGAGUUUCUCUGCGGAAAAUGUGUGUUCCAGCUGGAGAAGGUUGUUCAGUGUGACAUUAAUAUCAGCCAGUUGCAGGAUGAACAUAGCAGUAAGGUUCAGAAAGUCCAGGCGGAGAAGGAACACCUAAUCCAGUGCAUCGUCCAUGUCUACAACAGAAACAACCCUGGGGGUAGGGCCAGGGGAAGCACCCGCUCCAAGAUUCCUAUUAGGUCCUCGGAGGUUGGCGGUCCUGAUGUGGAAGCCGCACGUCAGCCGCCCCACGAAGGACUGCUUGUCAGGGAGCGUGGGAGCGUUGAUGGAGACAACCGGAUGAGAAGGUGUGUGAGUCUGGAUAGAAUAGUCAGUAAAGGAGCACUACCUGGGCGCUCGGGGCUUCAGAGCAGCCGACUGGGAUCAGGAGCUGGACUAGAAGGGUGCAUGAAGAAUAUCGGGCUCGUUGGCACACGCCACCGUUCACAGAGCAUGUACCUUGAUCUAGUGCAGCGUAAGGGAACGCUGUCUAGACAAGGAUUCAAAGGCCACUCCGCGUCUCUACAGUCUCUUAACCGAGACCUCCCCUCAGACCAGCCUCCAGAUCCUCUACGCAGAAGAAAACUUUGGGACUCAAACUUGUUUGUUUCUGGGCAAAGCACCAGCAGUGACCCAAGAAGAAAAGUUCAGCCAAAAGCAAUGCUCCACAGGUCCUCGAAUCAGCCAUCUGUAAUCUCUGACCUAAUCCAGCUCCUGCGCUGCAUCUCUAAGCACCAAGUGUGUGCCCCCGCAGGCAGUCGUAUCCCUGUGCUCAGGGGGUUAAACGCUGGCGCUGGCAUUACUCGAGCCAAGCUAAGAAACAAAGAGGCAGAGUGGAAGUCUCUGCAUGACCUCACUGAAGAGUUUGAUGAUGAAUACACCCCUGUAAGAGUAAAGAAGACGGACGUUAAUCGAUUGGAUUCCAUCAAUAAAAUGCUGACUGAAGAGCUGAACAGGAUAAAGAGAACCAAUGAAAGCCUGACGAAAACACUGGAGGAUUCACAGAACCACAACAAGACCUUGUCUGUGACGUUGGAGGAGAAGGAGAACGAGCUUGACACGGAGAAGAAAAAUGCUUUGAAGCGAGAUAAAACAAUCCAAGGGCUCACUCAGGUCCUCAGAGAAAAGGAAAAAGAGAUUGAGGAGCUUUGUCAGGAGAUUGAAGACAGGGAUGAUGCUUUGACAAAGGCCAGAGAGGCUGCACAUAAAGCUCAACUGCAGAAAUACCAGGGAGUAGAGGAACACCAAAACCUUUUAAUGGAAAAACAAACUGAGUUUGCCCAUCUCCAAGGGGAGCACCAUACCAAGGUGCUUGAAGCCCAAAAACUACAGCGAGCCCUGGACAGGAAAGAACAAGAAUUUGCUGACUUGCAGCAAACAAAGGACCAGCUUGAAGUGGAACUGGAAGACCUGCAGCAACAGAAAAAGAAAGGAGAUAAAGCCCUAAAUGAUCUCACCAACCAGCUGAAAAAGCUUGGCAGCGAGAUGAAAGAACGGGAAGGUGCUCUUGAACAGCAAUACCAGGAGUUGCUGGAGCAAACCAACAGAAAACUGCAGAGCCAUGAAGCCACCAUCCAGAGGCUCACAAGCACACUGACUGAUAAAGAGCAGCAGCUCCAGGAGUACAUAAACAUGGUCAGAGACUUGGAGCAAAGCAAAAGCCCCGGAAGUAAUGAUGGCAUGCUUGCCAAGCUGCGGCAAAGGCUGAAGGAAAAGGAGAGUGCCCUGGAGCAAGCGCUGGAUGAGAAAUUUGCUGCCAUUGAGGAGAAAGACAAUGAGAUCCACCAGCUGCAGCUGUUGCUCAGAGAAAGGGAAAGGGACCUGGACAGGCUCAACAACCUGCUGGCUCAUAAUGAGGAAACAAUCAAUAACUUUGACAGUCUAAUCAAGGAAAAAGAUGUGGAGCUGCAGCAUCUUGCCAACACUCUGAAGAACCUGCAGAGAGCCAAGCAAGAUGUAGAAGAUAACCUAAACAGAUCACUGAGGGAGAAGGACUCAAUCAUCCACCAGCUGCAGCUCUCCCUGGAGGGCAAGAUUAAAGAUAUGGAAGAAAUGGCUGAAAAAAUGCUGAACCAGUCACAGACUCAUGCUCGGGACCUGGCUGAGCAGAUGGGCCAGAGGUUGAAGGUCACAGAAACGAUGCUGUCUGAGGCAGUGAAAGCCAGAGAGAGACUAAUAGCCGAUAACGAGAGCGCUGUGGAGGGCCUGUUAGCUACAAUUAGCAGCAAGGACCAACUGCUUAAGGAGUCCGCCGAGCGCUUUAACCGCAUGCUGUCUGAGCGCGCUCAAGAGAUCCAGGAACUGAGGAAGCAGUUGGCCGAUAAGCAACAGGAGCUUGCCAAAGCUGAGAAGCAAAGCUCAUCAACAACCCAAGAGAGUUAUUUAGAGACGGCAAAACUAAGAACCCUGCUUGCGGAGAAAGACAGCCUCAUUGACAAGCUUCUGCAGCGGGGUCAGGAGAGAGACCGGUUCUUGGCAGAGUUGAGUCAGAAGGGGGAGGCGGAUCAUGUGUUGGAGCUCAGGCAAACCAUUCAGAUCAUGCAGGAGAAACUUGACGAGAGAGAAGCUGAACUAUCUAGGAGAAACAGUGAUGAUAAUCAGGAGAACAUUCCUCUCCCAACGGUUGUUGUCCUCAAGAAGGAAUUGGCCCAGAAAACCGAAGCACUGAACAAAGCACUGAAGAGGGAAAAUGAACUGAAGAUAUCUUUGGCUGAUCUCCAGUCGUUGCUUUCUGAGCUCGAGGGUCGCAAUGAAGGUCAGGCUGCCAACAUCGCUUCCCUGACUGCUACGUUGAAGACCAAGGAUGAGAUUAUUCAUGUUCUCCAUCAGCGCCUUGGACAGGGAGGUGAUAACCGGACUGAUCCCGCCCAAGAUCUUCUGUUUGGCUCCAACAUGGAUAGAUCCCUGCCUGUACUGCCUCAGAGAGAAAGAACCAUGAUAGGAGGAGACAGCCAGCAAGAUGCUUUGCCCCAUCUUUUAGCCUUGCAGCAGGAGCACGAUGCUCUAAACAAAGCCCUUAGAGCUGAACAACAGCUGUACUCCAGUUUAGUUAGGACUGUGAAGGAGCAGGAUAGCGCCCAGCGUCUCCAUGCUCUGCAGCUGGAACUGACAGCAGUUCAGCUUCUCAGGCAGCAGCUAGAAGACAGCAUCAAAACUAAUGAGGAGCUCAGGGAUGACUUGGAGAGAGAGAUACAGAGGGCCAAGCUCAGAGAAGGUCUGGACCUCAUCGACCCAAAGGAGCUGGAGAGCAUGAGGCAUCAGCUGGAGGACGCCCAGCGCUGGAACGCCUCCCUGCAGGCUCGCUUGGGAGCCAUCCAGAACCGCGGAGGAGGAGUCGGUGGAACCGGUGACGGUGGUGACACGUUCAGUUUCAUCGGCGAUCAGACGUCCUACAUGAGUAUCUGUGUGGGAGAAGGGCCCGACGAUAGCUUGUCCCAGCUUUCUCCUCAGGAGCUCCGUCAGAUGGUGCUGGAUUUGCAGGACCGUGUCGCCGGGCUGCAGAGUUUAAACAACGAGCUGCAGAGCAGAUUAUCAGAAAUGGAGAAGUCAGAGCGGGACGUUUUUGAGAAGGAAGACAAGGACGUGACCAGCAGAAGCCGGUUCAAACAGCAGCUUGAGAAGACGCAGGAGAGGCCGCUACCGGAUUCCUUAGACAGCCGACGUCCCCCUGGUCCGGAUAAAGAGAUCCAGACAGACAUCAGCUUAGGAGAGAUUGCAUCUGGAAAUCUGCUUGGUGGUGAGAUCGUGGACAGCAGGUCCAGCCAGAGUAGAGAGCAUGCUCACUCUGACAACGGAGACGACCACCGUGCAGAUAGCAACACAGAUGCAACGGCGCUGACGUCUCUGCUGGAGGACUUUGGGGCUUCCUCAGUCCUGCAGCUUAGAGAGGAACUACGCCGCCUUAGAUCGGAAAAUCUGAAGCUGUGGGGUCUCCUAAAGGAGCAGAAAUCUGCUGAGUGUAAAGAAAAGGAGAGCACCGACGUCUCUGGGAACAGCAGCGACGGGCCGGCUGAGCUGAGGAGGAGUCUGGAGACGCUUCAGUCUGAAUCUGAAGAUGGUUCCGUGGUCUUUAAAUUGUCGAAGGAGACCACAGAGAAGUCGAGCAGCGAGUCACACGGUGAGACCACUGCGACUAAUAUCAGCACUAGAGACGAGAAACCAAGUCCAAAACCCCAACGUCAGCUAGACGACGAGGCUCCGAAGCAACACGUCACAAGACACAGGGCUGGUGUCAAGUCUCGCCUCCCCGUGCCUGUCCGGCUCAGGGUAGAAGGCAGCACUAAAUGGCCAUCUGGGAACUCUGACCAGUGGCCGGCUGAUGCUCAGCAACCCUGUCUGGAUGAUGUUUAUGGUUCUGAGCAGCCCAACUCUCCCCCUUCCUCCACCAUCAGAUGUCCCCACACCAGCUGCAGUCCGGCAGAGUCCGACAGGGACUCUGAACCCAGAGCGCCGGCGGCUCACACCCUCAGCGACUCUACUCUCCUUUCUCAGCUGGAGCUGCUGAACCAGGAAUGCCAGGAGAAGGAGGCCCUGAUCGACAGGAUGAGCGAGCAGCUCGCCGACCUGGAGGAGCUCCAGGCCCAGCUGCGUGAAAAGGAGCGACUGAACGAGCAGUACGCAGUGGCCCUGCAGGCGGCACAGUCCACCAUCGCUUAUCUGACGGCCUACAGCCUGGACAACCAGAGCAACUUUGGUCCCCGCGCAGCUCCCGGCUCUGCGGGACCGGACGACCUCCACGUCAGAUGCGCGGAGCUGCAGAAGGCCCUGCAGGAGAAGGAGGAGCUCAACAGCCAGCUCAUCGAGCUCCUGAACAUGGCGGAGAAGGCCAUCGACUCCUCUCAGAGCCAAGAUAACAAACCUGAGGCUGAUGAUCUCUGUUCAAGGAUAGAGGGGGCUUUACAUCAGGCCCAUUCGGACAGACACGCCUGUAACGAGGGCAGCGGCGCCGCUGAGGAGUCUGUGCUCGAGCUGCGGCGACACGCAGACUCCCUGCAAAAGGCUCUUCUGGAGCAGAGUAAGCUAAACGCGGAGCUCCAGGAGCAGGUGAGGGCCGCCAACGCAGCUGCACAACGGGGCGGCACUCGGUCAAACGGCUCCAUCUGGAGUCCGAGAGACGCAACUGCAGCGAUGCCUAAAGACGACGACUCAAAGAGAGGCUUUGAUAAUAACGGCUUGAAUCAAGAAAUGUUUGGCGUUUUGAUGAAAUGCUUCAGCGCAACAGAGUCUGCUGUUUCCUCCCUAGCAGCCCACUGUAAAAGCGCGUCCCCCCCGGCCUCCGAUAAGUUAGAACUGAGCGCCGAGCUGCAGAGGGACUUCGACCUUCUUCAGAGAGCCCUUCAAGAGAGACGCGGACUGAGUGAAUCUGCUCAGCAAGGAAGGGAAACGGAGGGACUGAAGCUCCAUCAGGACCUCUGUCUCCUUUACAGGGUUUUUAGCGAUCGCUCUCGAAGGAUCGCCGAUCUGCAGGCGUCCGUGCAGGAGGAGCGAGGCCACAGGGGAGAGAGCGAGGCCCACAGGACGGCACACGAUGCCAAAGGAUUAGCUCCAGAUGUUAAGCUCCAACUGGAGACUUUGCACAAGGCUCUGAGGGAGAAAAAGAAGGCGUGUAAGAGUCUGGAGGAGAAGCUGGCCACCGCGCUCACCAGUACACCAUCUGCAGAAACGGCACCAAAAGCUCCUGAGCAGGGAGACAAAAGCGUGCAGGUGGAUUUGCAGGACCUGGGUUACGAAACCAGUGGCAAGAGUGAGAACGAUAGGGAAGAGAGCAGUAGCACAGAUCUAGAGGUGGGUGUGAACCCCAGUCGCAGCGCUUCCAGCCUGCCCUCCCUGUUGAAAACCGAACACGCCACCUUCUCCUCCACUGAAAAUCUGGACUCAAACUCCAGCACUCCAUACCCAAGCUCCCCGGCUCUCAGCUCAGCCAAAGUCAGUCUGAAAGGCCUGCAGACGUACGAGGACUACGGCGCGUCAGAGGACCCCCUCCAGCUCCAAGCACAAGUCAGAGAGCUGAAGGUCCAGCUGGAACACCAGACGAAAGUCAUCCUCCAAAUGCAAAGCCUCCUGCACAGAAACUCGCUCCCCGGCGACGCAGCUGCCAACGCCUCUGAGCCGCUGGCUGCCAGGGAAAACGAAGGCGCGCCUAAAGCGGAUCGCACUCAGGAAAGAGGCGGGAAGCGGGAGGCCGACAACCAGGCGGCGAGGGACAGAGCCGCUGCGGUGAACGCGGCGCUGUGGAAGGAGAGGACGCCGGACCGGAGCACGAGCGAACAGCUGCGUCAAAGCCGCAGCCGCUCCACGUCGCCUGCCAGGCUGGACUCUCUGGUGAAGUCGCAGGCCAGAGAGCUGUCCCAGCUACGGCAGCAGAUCAAGGAGAGCCGGCGGCUGGGAGCUCUGCAGCGCCGGCAGCUGGAGGAUCUGAACAAAGCCUUCAAAGAGCUGCUGCACGCCGGCGAGGUGGACCGCAACAUGGGGGAGGUGAUAAAGGAGCAGCUGGAGAAGAGCCUGAGCCUGCUGGACGGGCUGGAGGGCCGGCUGGACAAAGAAGAAUCUCCUCUGGUUGGUGAGGACGCGGCAGCUCUAGAUCUGUCCUACAGAUUGGCUAAGGAGCUGCAGGAGAAGAACCGCCUCAUCCAGAGCCUCCAGAGGCAGGUCCGAGGCCGGACCCCCAGCAGCCACCACAGCUCCCAGUCCGACCUGAGCCGCUCGGACCUGACCACGUCCUCCCGCCAGAGCAGCAGCGACACACAAGGCGGCAGCCGGACGCACGGCCGGCAGCCCUCUGGCCAUAACUCCCCUGCAGGAGGAGCCGAGGAGAAGGGCGCGUCUCCUCACGGACACGCCGGCAGAGGACUGCAGGGCCUGCAGAGGGAGAACCGGCGGCUGCAGGAGCAGCUGAGGAGCAACGAGGAGCUCAACGCCACCCUACGCAGCGAGCUGGACCUGCAUCGCUCAAUCAUGUCGCAGAGCAGCUUUCACCACCCAGAGCAGGAUCCGGGGCCCGGUCAGGAGGCCCCAGGGCCCCACACGGCAGCACAUAACCCGGGCGGAGGCAUCGGUCGGCAGGGAGAAGCAGGACAGCCGCCUCACGUGGUGAAUUCAGACCUGCUGGCCGAACACCUCCAGGAGAUCCGGGCCCUGCGGCAGCGCCUGGAGGAAAGCAUCCGCACCAACGACCGCCUGAGAGAACAGCUGGAGAGCCGACUGGCCGAGGUGGAGCGAGACCCAGCCGCCACGAACAUCUUCAUCCGCGGCAACGAGGAGCAGGGCCAGCUGGUCGGCGAGGUGCGCCUCCUCUGGGAGCAGAACCAGGUGCUGAAGGAGCAGCUCAGUACGGGAUCCAGAGACAAGCAGAAGGAGAACGAGAAGCUCCGGGAGGCUCUGGCCCGCCGCACGGCCAAGCUGGAGCAGAGCAAGAAGGAGUGCGAAGCUGUGAGGCAGCUGAACGGCCGCCUGCAGGAGACGCUGGAGCGCAGCGGCCAGGAGAAGUCGCUGCUGCAGGAGGAGCUGCAAAGGUUGCAGUGCGAGGCGAAGCUCCAGAGGCAGCAGCUGUCCGACUCCCAGCAUCUGCUCCAGUCUCUGCGGGUGGAGCUGCAGGUUUACGAAAACCUCAGGAGCGACUCCAGCAAGCACGGACGGCAUGAGGGGGCCCCUCAGCCCGUCCCCGUCCCCUGCUCGGGCGCGGUGGACCUGGGAGAGCUGCUGUCAGAGAUCAGACACCUGAGGCUGCAGCUGGAGCGGAGCAUCCAGACCAACACGGCGCUGCGGCACAAGCUGGAGGAGCAGCUGCUGAGAGGAGCCGGCCGCUCCGACACCAUCAACAUCAACUACCUGCUGUCCUAUCCAGAGGAAGGGGGCCGGUCACCGGGUCGGGAAGGCUUCAGCAGCCACGAGCACACCGUGGUCCGUCACGAGGUGAAACAUCACAACCACUCGGAGGCGGACGCCGUCUCUGCCUGCAGCAGCUCCGGGGACAGCGUCACCGGCGCUCCCUCCCGGCUGGUGCCGGGCCACCGCAUGUGGGCCAAUCGCAGCGGCCGCCACGUUCUGGGUCUGAUCGAGGACUACAGCGCCCUCCGCAAGACGAUCUCCGAGGGCCGCAAGCUGUCCCGCAGCAUGGACGCCCAGCUGCACGACUGUCUGCUCGCGCUCGGACAGCCGGGCGCCGACGGCGAGGUGAGAGGAAAGCAGCAGCUGAAGAGUCUGACCAGCAGCACCAACACCAUGCAGCAGGUCCUGGAGGAGGCCGGCCGGCUGCUCAAACUCCUGUGGAGGGUCUCUCUGCCGGCCGGUUUCCCGGCGGAGGACGGCUCCGGCAACCAGCAGGAUGAGCUUCUGAGAAACGAGAUCGCCCGACUGAAGAACAGACUGUCGCAGCAGGAGCGGAUGCUGAGCGGAGCCGUGAGACGCCUGCGCACCACCAACCAGCUGAAAGAGGGCAUGGAGCGCGUCAUCAUUGACCAGCUGUCUCUGACUCACGGCGUAUUAAGGAAAGCUCGGGGCAAUCUGGAGACAAAUUACUGCGCCCUCUUAGGCCUGAAAGGCCCGUCUGGAGGAGCAGGCCAAGGAGGUCCCAGUCGGUGGGAUGUAGAGGACACUCCGCCUGAUUUCCCCGUCUCCAGACUGAGAGCAGACAAAGACGCUGAAUCAUCAGAAGGAAGCGAUGCUGCCUCGUUGAGCUGCAGCAGCUAAACCCAACCCUGCCUUUAACGGAGCUCCUUGGAUUUUAACCAGACAUUCUCCAGCCUUCAUGUCCUGCUGUAAAAUCGUCCCCAGAAAUCAAAGCCUUGUUUUUGUACCCGAAUUGCACAACCUUUGCCUUUAUUUUAAUAGUUGUACUAAAGCUGUAAAAGUUUUUUUUUUUUUUUUAAAAGAAUGCCUGUGUAAAUAGCCAUCCAUGCCUUGCAGCCAAAAAUAUUUUCCUUGUAUGGUUUUUAUAUGACAAAGUAUUUUAUAACUGUUUUAGCUGCCGUAUGUGACGGCUUGGAGCUGCUGUGAGGAAAUGUGUUCAUAUGCAGUAAAGCAUCAUGCUGAAUCCAGGAUGUCUGAUGGAGUUUGAUUUAAAAGGAG
Messenger RNA from Fundulus heteroclitus (mummichog), 9380 nucleotides. RefSeq names its product CDK5 regulatory subunit associated protein 2 (gene cdk5rap2). The record is from RefSeq and is a predicted model, not a curated record. NCBI's taxonomy places the organism in Eukaryota, Metazoa, Chordata, Actinopteri, Cyprinodontiformes, Fundulidae. The transcript has 43 exons. Gene Ontology annotation, cellular component: microtubule organizing center. The coding region runs from base 165 to 9002 and encodes 2945 amino acids.